AUGUCUUUGCAGCACAAUUUUUCAAAGGUUUUCAUUACAUCAGAUUUGCAAUUAGUAGGGUAGAAUGUAGAUUUUUUCUAUGAAUAAAUAUAUCAUUAAUAUCAGUUGGUGUAUUUUCUAAAGGUACCUUAAAAAAGUUUUUAAGACAUAACUUUCUUAAAAACCUAUUAAUGUCUAAAAAAGAAUUAAAUUUAUCUAAAUUACAACUAGGGGGAAAAUUAAAACCCUUUCUAAAAACAUUAACAUGCGCUUCCGUUAAAACUUUAUUAGAUAAAUUAAAAAUUCUAAAAUUAUCAUUAUCUUUUUUUAAAUUUAUUUUCUCCAAAAGUUCUCGUUCCUCCUCUUUUUUUCCCUUUCUUCCUUUAAUUCUAUUUCUUCCUCUCCUAGUUCUCUUGAUCUUUUUAAUGGGGUAUGUCAUUGUCUCUUUUCCCUUAUUUCUAAGGGUCUUAUCCCUAAAAAAUCAUUUGAGUCUUGAUUUUUAAGGUGCUCAAAUCUGUUAGAGGUUUCAAAGAUUUCUUUUCUUUUUGGGGUCCGCCUAAUGAAAGGUUUUCUAUUUCUAUCAUUAUCAGUCCCACAGUCACUUUGUUUCAUUGAUUUUUUUAGACCUAACUUCAGUCCAUUUAUCAUUAUCUUUAAAAAAUUGACUAAGAGGAUCUUCUAACUCCCUUCUGGACCGAGAUCUCCAUCUGGCUGCUACUGGCUGUACCAGGUCUCUAUCUGUUUUUGCAUUUCUAUUGUUAGGACUUUGGUACCUUCUAUUAUGUUUCACUGUGGGAAAAACUCUUCUUUUCUGAUAAUUAGCCUUCUGUUCAGACCUAAUAUUACCACUCUUAUAAUCUUCUUGAUCUCGCUGAAGUUUUCUUUUUUUAUUUUCAAUUACCUUAACCUCUAUAUUUUUUAUUUUUAUGAUCAUUGUAUCUAUAAUUUCAUUUAAUUCUUCCAUCACUUUAAAUGGUUCUAAUUGAGAUUGAAUUUCUCUGAUGGAAAUAUCUAACUGGUUUAAAACCUGUGAUUUUUGUUCUAUUAAAAUACCAUAUGUUUGGAAAAAGAUUCCAACGAAUUAUUCCAAAUUUGCAUAAAAACUGGAUUGUCUUGGUCUGAUGUUGGGAGUUUAUAAAAUCUGAGACCUCUAGGUGUAAUUUGGAGGGAAGUAUAUUUUUCGAACAUAAAAACUUCCCAUUUUAGCUUCAUUUCUUUGAUCAGGAGUCUUUCUAAUUGUAGACAAGUAACAUCCAAAUUAUUAGAAAUAAUUCCACUAAUAACUGUAUUGUUACCAGAAUAUUUUUUAUCUAGGUCUUUCAACCAUCCUGAUCUUAAUUGACCAAUAGACAUAUUCAAAAAUAGAUUAUCACCGAAAAGUGGCUAAGACAAAUAGUAAAAUAUAAAACGUACGGUGUAAAAUAAUUUGAACAAAUACUGGUGCUACUAUUACCUUAGUGGGCCACAAUAACCACUAAAAUAACACAAGUGAAGAAUAAAUAAAAUAUGGUGAGAGCACACAAAACACAAUAAUAUUACUCACAGUAGAAUUACUCUCUGAAAAAAACACAGAAAAAUAACAUAGGGUAAUACCGUAAUAAACAAUAAAACAACGUAUGGAUAAAAUACACUCACAUACGAAGAGCCAAUGGGAAGAGCCAAUGGUAGUAUGGGAUAAGAAGAGAUCUAUAAACAGCUUGAAGAUGUUAAAACAUACAAAGAACUGACACAUUUAUUUAUUUUGAGUAUUUUUUUUUGCAAUCAAUGAAUUUUGUCUAUACAAUAUUAUAUUGAAUUAUUAAGUGAAGCAAUGAACUUUAUCUAAAGCUUUUUUUUGAGUGCAGUAUCAUUUUUUGGUGUUUUAUUAACCGGUUCCAGCCUUGUGACUAAAUAAGUUGCAUCCCCUUAAUAUAUUACAGAGGGAGCAAAUUCCAUACUUUUGCUAGUCCAGAAACAAGCAGUUUUAGCAACUUAUACCCAAAAUCGUUUUUGCCGUGAUAAUAAAUCCCCCCUAUAGCUUAGCACUUUCCUAUAAAACAGGAGCCACUUUACACUUUUUUAAAAAUUAUUAUUAUUGGUAUUUAUAUAGUGCCAGCUUAUUCCGCAGCGCUUUACAAUAAGAGGGGAAUUUACCAAAUGAGACAAUAACAAAGUGUAACAGGAACAAUAGGUAGUUGAAGACCCUGCUCAAAUGACUCUACAAUCUCGAGGAGGUAUAAAAACACAAUAGAAAGGGUAUUGAGGGAGACAGCAAAUAGACGUGGUAGGAAAGUAGCAGAACUGGAGGUGAGAGUGGAGUGUGUCACUUUAGGAGAACAAGAGGAAGGAUUAAGAGAUAGAAUUUACUUUUGGAAGCCGUAAGCAUUCCUAAAAAGAUGAGUUUUGAGAGACUUCUUAAAGGAUUGACAACAGUGUCAAAGGCAGCAGAGAGGUCAAUGAGAAUUAGUAUGGAGUAGUGGCCUUUUAGCUGCAAUUAGAUAAUUUGUAACUCGAAUCAGAGCAGUCUCUGUGGAGUUGAGGGGGCAGAAUCUAGACUGAAGAGGGUCAAUGAGAAAGUUGGAAUUGAGGAAGCAAGUCAGAUGGGUGAAGACAAGUCUUUCCAAAAGCUUUGAGGAAAAAGGGAGCUCCUUCCAAAGAGACGAUAGUUGGAAGGGAGAGUUGGGUCAAGAGAUGGCUUUUUGAAGAAGUAGCAUUUUUAAGGGGAGCUGGGAAAACAUCAGAAGAAAUAGAGCAGUUGAAGAUGUGUGUUAAGGAAGGCACAAGACAAGGGGAGAGAGAUCUGAUGAGGUGGGACAGGAUGGGAUCAAGCGGCGGGGCUAGAGGAAAUGAGAAUCACCGCCACCUCUUGGUAUGGUCCAAGUGAGGUUGAGAUGGAUAGGGGAGAAUAGGGGAGAAUUAAUUCAUUAACUGUUUAAUCUUGUCAGUAAAGUAACAUGCAAAGCUAUUAGCUAAAAGAUUAGUUUGUGGGGUAGAAAACAGCAGGGCGAAGAAGAGCGUUAAAGGUAUUAAAAAGAUGCCUAGGAUUGUGGGAGCAUGAACUAAUGAGAGUGGAAAAGUAGGACUGUUUAGCAAGGGUAAGGGCUGCACUGUAUGACCGCAAGACAAAUUUUAAUGGAGAAAGUCUGACAAGGUGCGAGACUUCCUCCAACAGCGUUCAGCUGAAUGGGAGCUUUAAACAUAAUUGUAAGUGAUAAAAUCUACGUAAAAGAAAGGAUACUUGGAAUAGUCUUACAGUGAAGGCAGUAAAUGCUAAUGGUGAAAUAGAAAGGAUGUAUUUUGGGGGGCUAUUGAUAGGUCAUCCAUGUUCCAUAACCCAAAGUGCCAUAAGGACAAUUCACAAAGAAACAAACCAGACAACAAUGAGCAUUUUGCUUUCUUUUGUGGUCAGCUUUGUGUAAACAAUUUUCAUAUAUAAAUCUGAAAGGAUAAACAGUGCUUUAUAGCAGUGUUUCCCAACCCAGUCCUCAAGGCACACCUACCAGUCCAGGAUUUAGGGAUUACCCAGUUGUGUCUAAGGUGUUUUUUUUCUUCUUUGUAAAAACACCUUAGACACAACUGGGUAAUCCCUAAAUCCUGGACUGGUAGGUGUGCCUUGAGGACUGGGUUGGGAAACACUGCUUUAUAGUGCAGGAUCUCUGAAUUAUUUGAAUCCCUUAUUAAAUAUCUAUAGUAAUGCACUCACAAUUCCCAGAGCCGCUUCAAACCGGCACUGAGAAUUGUGACCAGAAUUUGUUUACUUUUAACAACUUUCUAUCAAAGUACCUUGCAAAACUUUCACUCUAUCCGUCUAAAGAGUGGUUCCCUUCAUCCUAUGAUAAACUAUUGAUUCCAAAACCCCAAAUUGGUGGAGCUGAUUCCAGGUGAGGAAUGAGUCUGUCUGCUACCGACACUUCUUAAUAGUAGUUUAAACUUGUUAGUAUUUUUUUUUUUUUAUUGUGUGUGCUUAAUGCAUUAUCUACAUAAUGCAGAAAUAUAAACCAGUGCUGUAUUUUAUUAGUCUUGUGUCUGGGAUUCCUUAACCCCAUUUACACUCUGCACACUCAUUGAAACAUCACAUUAAAAGUCAAUAUAUUUAAUAAAAGCAUUAAAUAUGUAAAGGUGAGUUUAAUCUGCUGUUUUUACGAUUGCUGUUUUUACAAUUUCUUUUCUUGUAGAACCAACACCAUCAAAAUAGAAAUGUUAAAUCACACCAAAGUAACAUAUUUCAUUAUUAAAGGGAUUUCGGAUGAUCCCAACCUGCAGCUUCCAAUCUUCCUCCUGGUUCUAUUCAUGUAUAUCAUCACUCUUGGUGGCAACAUGACCAUCUUCCUCCUGAUCUGUAUGGAUCGUCACCUUCAUACUCCCAUGUACUUCUUCCUUAGUAACUUGUCUGUCAUGGACAUGUCUUCUACCACUGUCACUCUACAUAGGAUCCUGGUGAAGUAUGUAACAGGUAAUGGAACAAUUACAUUUUUCUGCUGCAUGACACAAGUGUAUUUUUUCUCGAGUAUCACCGGUGAUCAACUGUUACUAUUAACGGCAAUGAGCUAUGAUCGUUACGCAGCGAUCUGCAUGGCUCUACGUUAUCCACUAGUCAUGAACUCCAAGACCUGUUGCCUGUUAGCCAUUGUCUGUUGGAUGUUGGGAUUUUUACAAGUUAUACCGUAUAUCAUUUUAUUAUCAAGUUAUACCUGCUAUCGUUCAAACUCUAUCAAUCAUUUCUACUGUGAUCUUGUGCCAGUCAUGAAACUCUCUUGCAGUGAUACGUUGGCUUUGGAGAUACUGAUAUUUACAGAGGGGCUGUUACUGCUAAAUCUCACCCCUUGUCUGCUUACCUUCAUCUCUUAUGUUUUCAUUAUUGUGACGAUAUUGAGAAUUCAGACAAAAAUUGGGCGACGUAAAGCUUUUUAUACGUGUUCCUCACACCUCAUAGUGGUCCUGUUUCUCUACAUUACCAUAGGAUGCCAAUAUUUAACCCCAGUAUCUACAAACACUGUGAUCUCUUAUAAACUGUUUUCUCUAUUUAACACUGCUGCUGUGCCCAUGGUUAACCCACUGAUUUACAGCUUGAGAAAUAAUGAUGUGAAAUCAGCCUUUGGACGAAGGGUGAAAUAUUUUAGAGCUUUAAUCUAA
Molecule: messenger RNA, 5091 nt
Organism: Pelobates cultripes (western spadefoot toad)
Lineage: Eukaryota; Metazoa; Chordata; Amphibia; Anura; Pelobatidae
Source: the annotation of a GenBank genome assembly